UGAAAUGUGUGUUAUCUUCAAUCACAACGUUAUUUUAAAUGUAAAAUAACAACGUUUUAAAAUUAGCUGCGCAAAUGGUUCGUGUGUACCAAAAAGAAGUGGGCAAUCGCCCAUAUGCUAAUAGAAGAGAUGAAGUUGUGGAAGAAGCUCUUCAAAAAGUUGCUGAUGGGGAACUUUCAAUUUUAAGAGCGAGUAAAAUGUAUAACAUUCCUUAUGGCACAUUACACAAUCGUUUUAAUGGAAAACAUGGCAAAAAACCUGGAGGACAGACAAUAUUUAGUGAUGAGGAUGAAAAAAAUAUGAUAGCUGCUGUAUCAAAAUGUGGUGAUUGGGGAUUCCCUUUAACUUUAAUGGAUUUGAGAUUAAUCGCAAAAACAUCACUAGACAAAAGAGGAAUAAUAGUUCAAAAGUUUAAGGAUAACCUUCCAGGUGAUGAUUGGGCAAGGAGUUUGUUAAAAAGACACAAUACACUGACUCAAAGAAUCACUACAAACAUUUCUCGAUGUCGCGCCGAAGUCUCCCCUGCUACAAUAAAUUCAUAUUUUGAUAAUUUGUCUUCAGUAUUAAAAGAUAUACCUGCUGAUAAUAUUUUCAAUCAGAUAGUGAUGAUGAUUCACCAAAUGCAAUUAUACCAUAUUUAGACACAGAUUCUGAACAUGAGCUAGAAAAUGAAGAUGUGGUUCCAGAUUAUCAAACACCGACCAAAGAUAACUUAAGUAUUGGUAAUUUUGUGUUAGUGAACGUUCAGUUAGGAAAACGAAAAAAGACCAUUUAUGUAUAUGCAGCUGUUAUCAAGAAUAUUGUGAAUGAUGUUUAUACACUCAAUGGUCUUAAAUCAUUAGAUGACAUGAAACAAACCUUUAAAAUUCAAGACGAUGAUGUAUUUGAUGUUGAUAUAAUACAUAUUAUUGCAAUUUUAAAAACACCAAAACUGACUAAAGAAGCAAAUUAUAUAUUUUCACAGCCACUCUCUGAUGUCAGAGAGGCAUAGUAAAUGAAGACUAUUACCUAUGACUAUAAGCAUAUUACGACUGGACUGUUAAACUGUACGUUCAGUCUGUUACCAUUAUAUUUUAAACUCAAGA
Messenger RNA from Acyrthosiphon pisum (pea aphid), 1085 nucleotides. RefSeq lists its product as uncharacterized. NCBI's taxonomy places the organism in Eukaryota, Metazoa, Arthropoda, Insecta, Hemiptera, Aphididae. The transcript has 3 exons. The record is from RefSeq and is a predicted model, not a curated record. The coding region runs from base 75 to 641 and encodes 188 amino acids. Gene Ontology annotation, molecular function: DNA binding.